CCUUGGAAACGAAAACAACAUGGCGGACCCUACAAUGGCCACAGAAGAAGGCCAGGGUGAACAACCUAUGAUGUUACGGGCAGUAAGUGUGUCAGAACCUGGAAGCAAGACACCAUUUGAGCUUCCAGAGGAUCUUAUCAAAAAUACUGAGCUGGAGAUGGAUCCUUAUAAUGAAAAUGAGACUGCAUUAAGGUUUCUACAUUCCAAGCCAACAUGUUUUAUUGUGAUUGGUAAACCAGGAGCUGGGAAGACCAGCCUUGUAAGACGUUUAGCAGCAGAGUGGAAAUGUGAACUUAUUAAUCCAACUGAUAUAAUACUAAGAGCAAUUGAAAUGGAAACAGAGUCUGGUAAAAAGUGUGCAGAAAUAUUAAACCGUGGUGAAGCAGUAUCAGAGGAUAUGGUGAUUAAAAUGAUAGAAGAAAAAGUUAACUCCCCUGAAGUAGCACAUCACGGUUAUGUUUUAGAUGAUUUUCCAUCUCUGUCAGAAGAUAAUAUGAGUAUAAAGGAUCAGCUAGAACUUAUAAAGAACUGGAAACUCAAACCAGAUUUUAUUAUUAAUAUUAAAAUACCAGAUAAAGAUUUAGAAGUGAGAAGAACUGGUCAGAAGGUUGACCCGUUAACAGGUAUAACAUAUAUCAAGGAAGUGUAUGCACCUGAAAAACCAGCUAAACAGCCUGCCACAGAGGAAGAAGAAGGAGAAGAAGAGGAAGAGGCAGAAGAAGAGGAGGAGGCUGGUUUAGAGGAAGAAGAGAUGGUUGAAGAAUUGCCCCCAGAAACAUUAGAGAGGCUUGUACGAAGACCAGAAGAUCUUCCAAAUAAAGUGGGGGAUAAUAUACGCAAAUAUAAAACUAACAUGCUGAGAUUACUAGAGGAUUACAUGGCAGACCAUGACCAGCAGUUUUUGAUUGAGAUGGAUGGGAAUCAGUCACAGACAGUUCUGUUUAAACAAUUAAUGACACGGUUGAAUUGUUUUGUCCUGAGACCAGCUGCAGUGCCAAUGAGACUGAUUGACCCAGAUGAGGAAGAUGUCCCAGAGGACAUUGAAGCUGAUGAAUUAAUGAGACUUCUUGGUCCAAAGAGAAUGGUUGCUCCUCGAUUUAGGUGGCGUCGCAGCAGAUGGAUGAAAAAUUGUCCAGUUGCCUUACAUGAUGGAAAUAUUAUACCUGGAAAACCAGAGUUUUGUGUCAGUUUCCUAGAUAAGAUUUACUGUUUGUCAAGUAUUGAUGCCAUAUCCAAGUUCAUGAAGAAUCCACGGCCGUACCUAUUACCACCCCAACCACGACCACCAUGUAAACUUUCUGUCAUUGGACCACCUCUGUCAGGAAAAACAACAUUAUGUCAUCUGCUUGCCACAAAAUAUGGGGCAAAGGUUUUAGAUAUGGAUGUCAUAAUACAGCCUCAUUUAGAUGAAGAAAAGAAGAGAUUUCUGGAGAAAACUAAAGAGGAUACAACAGAAACUGCUAUAACCACUGUAAAAAUGAAAAUGAAAGAACAAAUGGAGGCUGAACAAGCUGCUAGAGAAGCUGAAGAAUUAGCUAUGUUAGAAGAACAAGCAGAGGAGGAAGAACAAGAUAUACCAGAAGAAGAUGACGAGAAAAAAGAUUCUGAUGAUGAUGGAACUACAACAGAAGGGGAGACUGUUACAGUCAGUAAAAGUGACGAAAAGAAAGAAUCUGAUGAUGCUGAAAAACCAGAAGGGGAAAGUGAAAAGCAAGAAGGCGAUAGUGAAAAAUCUGAAGGGGAAGGUGUUGUCACAGAUGAUCAGCCAGCAGAAACAGAAGAGGACCAGAAACCAGAAGGUAGCGAAGGAAAAUCGUCUGAUGAGAAAACAUCAGAAUCUGGACCACCAGGAAAACCAGAGGCUCCAAAGGUGCCUGAGGUUGAUGGCAAUCAUCCCGAGGUUAUGGCUAUGGUAGAAGAGGCUAUAAAAGAGGCAGAAAAGCAGCCAGUGACAUUGACUCCUGAAGUGUAUGUAGACAUUCUGGACAAAGCCAUCAAAGAUGUAGAAAAAGAACAAAGAGACCAAAAUGCUGAAGGACCACUGAAUGGAGGCUGGAUCCUUGAUAACUUUCCACGAACCAGGGACCAGUGGAGUAUGGCUAUAGAGAAAAAUGUGCUUCCUGAUGAUGUUGUAUGUCUCAAAGAUAGUGAUAAUGGGGAAUUCCUACUCAAGAGGUACUACUUAAUCAACAAGGAGGAGAUUGAUGGAAAGAUUAAACUUAGGAAGGAUGCUGAGGAGAAAAAGAAGAAGCAAGAGGAGGAAGAAAAAAGGAGAAAAUUGGAAGAGGAAAAGAGGGCAGAAGAAGAAGCAGCAAAGAAAGCUGCAGAAGAAGAAAGAUUGAGGAAAUUAGAAGAAGGAGAGGAGGAACAAGAAGGUGGUGGAGAGGAAGAGGAUGAUGAAAAUGAAUCAAUUGCAAGUAAAAGUGAUGCACCAGCACAGCCGGAGGAGGAGGGGGAAGAAAAGGAGGAGGAAAAAGAAGCAGAACCUGAAACAAAAGAAGAUGAGGAGACAAAAACAGAUGCCGAAGAAACUAAAACUGAGACAACAGAAGCAGAAGAACCAGCUAAAGAACCAUCUGUUAGGAUAGAGGAAGAGGAGAAAGUCCCAGAGGGCCCAGAGUUAGAUGACUUUAAAGAGAAACGUAAGGAGUAUGACAGAGAUAUAGGGAACAUCCUGGCCACCGUAUCUGGUGGCAGUUCUAUUGACCCAGUUCAGAUUGAUCUUGAGGAGAAAACAGUGGAGGCUAUACAAGAGGAAUCCUCACUAAGUAUAGAAAAACAGUUCAAACCUCAGGCAUGGGAGUUAUCUGGAGCAGAUAUGGACGAGGAAGAGGAGGAUCUUCAAAAUGAUGCUGAUGCUGCAGCUGAGGAGGAGGAAGGAGAAGAAGAAGCUGAGGAGGAGGAAGAUACCAAUAGAGGUCGUGGCAAAAAGAAACCUCUAGGUGACACAAACUGGUUCUGCCCUGUGGCUCUGAAAGAGAACUUUGUGCUGUAUCCUGGUAACCCAGAGAUAGCUUCCAAGUACAGGGAAAAGACAUAUUAUUUCUCUACCAAUGAAGCUAGAGACAAAUUCUUGGCCACCCCAGAAGAUUUCCUUCCAAAAGACAAACCAUUACAGCCGCCACCAUUAAGACUGUUAAUGCUCGGACCUAAAGGAGCAGGUAAAUCACUGCAUGCCCGUAACAUGGCACGACAGAUGGGACUGUUCCAUAUUUCAUUCCGAGACAGAUUACAGGAACUGAUUAUACACAAGACAAGAAAGAGGAUAGGCCCAGAAUAUGAACAAGACAAUCUACCAGAUCCUGAGGAGGAAGAGGAACCAGAUGAAGAUGAAGCUGGACUUACUGGUCCUGACGGACAGCCUAUAGCUCCUGAUACUCAGGCAUCAGAUAGUGAGAGUAAAGAAAACCAAGAGGAAGAGGAAAUACAAUACACAGAGGAAGAGGAAGCCAUUAAAAAUAAUCUGGAAUCAGAGGAACCAUUACCAGCAGAGGUGUUGGAUAAUAUACUACAACCAUUCUGGCAGAAAGAACCGUUCAAAUCUACAGGGUUUAUUUUGGAAGGGUUUCCUAGGACAAGUGAGGAAGCUAAAUACUUGGCAGAGAUGGGAUUAUUCCCUGACGUGGGGGUUAUCCUGAAUGUAGAGGUCGAGGAUGUUAUCAACAGAUUACUACCUCCAAAGAUGUUAAAAUGGAGAGUAAGAAGAGACAAAAAAUUAGCAAUCAAACAGAAAAAGAAGGAAAAGUCUAAAAAGAAAAGGGAAGAAGCAAUACAGAAAAGGAGAGAGGAAUUACUUAAGGAACAAGAAGAAAGGAAAAGAGAAAGACAGCUUGAAAAAGAAGCAGCAAGAGCAGAGGCUGAAUCGGAUGAAGAGAUUGAAGAAGAAGCAGAAGAAGAAGAAGAGGAAGAUAGUAUUGAAGCCAUGUUAGCUGAGGAAUUUGAAGAGGAAGAAGAAGAAGAAGAGGAGGAGGAAGAGGCUGAGGAUGAGGCUCAGGACAGGAUGAAAAAUGAUCUUAGUGAAGUCUUUGAUAAUGAUAAAAACAGACUGGAAAAUGUUGUGUCAACUUUUAUGGAGGUGCUUAUUGAUUCUGUAGAAGUUGAUAGUACUAGAAAACCUCACAUUGUAUCCUACGUUCUGAAUAAAAAACUGAAGAAAUAUGUACAAGCACGACACAGUAUGUUUGAAAGAGUGUAUCCUAUUAGUGAAGCCUUAGCACGAAGGAUGUUACAGACUGGAUAUAAACAGCCCAGUAGAUUUGGAAGAUGGUGUCCUGUUAGGUCUAAGGAAGGAAAUUGUAUCCAGCCAAUGAGUGGUAUGGGAUUUGCCACAUAUCCAUGUAUAUAUCGACAUCAUAUUUACUUCCUGUCUUCAGUCCAAGCCAGAGAUGAAUUCAUUUUAGAUCCAAUGGCAUUCCUUAAACAACCAACACCCAAACCAGUGGUACCAAUCAGAAUGGCAGUCAUAGGACCUCCAAAGUCUGGAAAAACUGCUUUGGCAAACAGAUUUGUUGAAGAGUACGGUUUAGUUCGACUGUCUAUAGGAGAAGCUAUGAGACGUGUUAUGUUGGAACAACCUAAAUCUGAUCUCUCUAUACAGCUUGUCAAACAUGUGACUAAAGGAUUGACAGUUCCUGAUGAGUUAGCAGUCCAAGCCAUGGAUAUUUGUUUGUUAGAAAUGAGAAGUCAGACAAGAGGGUAUAUACUGGAUGGCUUCCCUACAACAAUGAAACAGGUAGAAUUAAUGACAGAGAGAUGUAUCAUACCAGUUCGUGUUAUAGAGCUAGAAAUAAACAGUAAAGAAGUUAUGGUCAGAGGCUUGAGAGACAGGAUGUCUUCUGCAAGAAUGCUUCCCCUUCAUGACAGUGCCCAGAUUCUUGCAAUAAAGCUGGCUGCUUAUAACAAGGAAGUGUCUCCAAUAAGAGAAUAUUAUCAACAGGAACACAUGAACUUCAUUAAGGUCAGUGGUGAAAGGUCAAAAUGGUGGGUGUGGAACAGAAGUCUGGAAAUCGCUCAUGAAAGUGUGAAGAAAAUACAGACCUACUUACAGAGAAUAUCUGAUGGUAAAUCUGCCUCUAUCAGUGAAAUGUGUAUAACACCAAACGAGUUCCUACAGAGAGUUGGAGAUUAUGGACAGUAUUGUCCUGUCAGUUUGGCAUUACGGGGAGAACUUGUGGACUGUUCACCAAAUCCAACACUGGAAUAUGCUGCAGAGUUUAGAGCUCAUUAUUACAAGAUGGCAGGUCCAGAAGAGUUACAUCAAUUCUUAGCAGACCCAGAGAAAUAUGUUCCUCCACUAGCCCCUAAGGAAUUACCUGCUCCAGAAUUAUUACCCAAGAGACAUAGUCCUAAAGAAGUGAAAGCUUCACAGUCAAUAGAACUGAAAGGUUAUUGUCCUGUCACAUUCCUGGAUGGACAAUGCAGAUAUGAGGCUAUUGUGCCUGGAAAUCCAGAUUUUAUUGGAGAAUACCAAGGGAAAUUCUUUUACAUGGAGUCUGAAGAAAAAUUAUACAAAUUUUUAAAAUUACCAGAGAAGUACUCAAAUUUGACUCUCCCCCACAAACUGCCCCCACCCAAAGAUCCAUUACCAGUGACUGGAUUACCAAUGCUAGGAUACUUGGAACAGACUGCCGCUACUAAUAUGGUCAAGGCUUUAACUGCCGUUGGAAACUUUAAACCAAAAUAUCCAUUCUUAACGCCUGCUAGGUCCGCACAGCUGUAUGUGGCAUAUCAUCUAAAAGCUUUUAAUCCCAAAAGUUCUGAAUAUGUGAGAAAGAAGUAUAAACAAAAAUUACAGAAGUUUGAAGAAACAUGUACACUUAUUCGAUAUCUUGGUGACAAUAUGACUGUGCGUUACAGAGACCCUAAUGAAAGACCAGGAGAUUUUGACAAUAAACUGGAAACAUUCUUUGCCUUGAAAGGACUUGAACCAACCACAACAUGGCUAGCAUAACUGUAUUGAUACUGUAGAUAUAGUGUUGGCAGAAUGAUAUAUUUGAUAAUGAAUCAAUUGAUGUGUAUUUUAUUGAUUGUCGAGGGAGAUAUACAUUCCAGCAAUAUUAAGAACAAACAUUCCUCUCACUAAAUUUUUACAAGACACAAAAAAAUCAUUUAUUCAGAACUUCAAAAAAAUAUUUUGUGACUUGAUUUUAAGGUUUCUCUGAUGUAAAAAUAAAUAGUGUACUAUGACAUAUUAAAGGUUUGACUUAGUUUUGAUAUCUUAAACAGGAGUGCUGUUAAAAACCAUUAUCCUGAAUUUUACUUUUACAAGUUUCUUACAAUUCAACAUUGAUAGUAAAAGUUAUGGCCAUAAUUUCGAUUGAACCAAAAAGCCAUUUUGCUGCAAUGAACACCAUUGUAUGAUUAGAUAUUGGAUACCUUUCAUAAAUACCUUAUAGUUUUCACAUUCUGUGAAAGUUUAAUGUGUAGAAAGUGCCUAAUGAUAACCAAAUAUAGACUAUUGUUGCAACUUGUAGCAUUUCAACAUCUUAUGUUUUUCUCAGCAUUACAUUUUGAGCCUGUAGUGCCUAUAUAUAUAAGAAACAAGAACUAUGUGCUUUGUUAUUACUUUGUAUUCUAUCAGUGUUAUUAUAUUUGUGAUAUUUUUUUAUUCUUAAAUUAUUCCAUGAAGUCUGUGAUCUGUGUAUUUUAAAGUUUUAUGAAAUUUAUUUAUGUUUCACCAUGAAUAAUGUUAACAUUUUAUAUACAAUGGUCAUCCGUCCAGAUGUUAAUAAAAUUGACUCUUUAUA
Molecule: messenger RNA, 6746 nt
Organism: Mytilus californianus (California mussel)
Lineage: Eukaryota; Metazoa; Mollusca; Bivalvia; Mytilida; Mytilidae
Product: adenylate kinase 9-like
Exons: 40
Coding region: 20-5950 (1976 amino acids)
Biological process (GO): nucleobase-containing compound metabolic process
Cellular component (GO): mitochondrion; cytoplasm
Molecular function (GO): ATP binding; AMP kinase activity
Source: RefSeq, a predicted model, not a curated record